Molecule: messenger RNA, 1821 nt
Organism: Chelonus insularis
Lineage: Eukaryota; Metazoa; Arthropoda; Insecta; Hymenoptera; Braconidae
Product: D-arabinitol dehydrogenase 1-like
Exons: 6
Coding region: 205-1227 (340 amino acids)
Molecular function (GO): zinc ion binding; oxidoreductase activity
Source: RefSeq, a predicted model, not a curated record
GGCUGUAGAUAACUCUUCUGAUGCUGUUUAAAGUGAUGAAGGUGGCUAAAAAAAUACGAUGGUGCAUAAUAUGAAAAAUAUGGGUUCAAUGGGGAAUGCCAUUCCUCUUUCCUAUGGAUAGAUUUUGUAGGAGAUCAGAGUUUCUUCUUGGCAGUCAAAGUGUGAUCAUCAUUAUAUUCAUUGUCUAGUCUGUCGUAUUUUACAAUGGAAUUUUUAAGCUUCAACACAGCAACAAAAGAUUUAUCUUUGAAAACUGCUCCAAUUCCAAUUCCAGAAAAAGAUGAAGUUUUGGUCAGAGUUGCUUACUCAGGAGUUUGUGGAACUGAUCUUCAUAUCCUUGAAGGUCUAUUUCCAACCAAGAAUGAUGAUUCGUUAAUCUUAGGCCAUGAAUUUGUAGGAACCAUUGAAGGUUUAGGCAAUGAAGUGAAAAAUCUAAAAAUCGGCCAAAAAGUUGCCGUCGACCCCAACAAGGGUUGCAAUAAAUGCACUGACUGUUAUAGAGGAUUUUAUCAUUUUUGUGAAAGUGGACGAAUCAAUUUUACAAUAGGAAUUUUUAAAAAUGGAGGUUGGGCAACUCAUGUAAUUGUUCCUGAAUCUCAAAUUCACUUAAUGCCAGAUGACAUAGAUAUGCUUCAAGCUGCAUUAGCUGAACCAUUGUCAUGUAUUAUUCAUGGCUGGGAUCUGAUUAAUCCUAUUACUAUUGGCAGUAAAGUUCUCAUCAUUGGAGCCGGAAUUAUUGGACUACUUUGGGCAUGUACUUUACAUCUACAUGGCUUAAGAAAAACUGUAACCAUUAGUGCAGCAAUGCCUAUGCGACAAAAAAUUGCUGAAAACCUAGGUUUGGAGUAUGAAGUAUGUACGCCAGAUCAAUUAGAAGGAAAAAAAUUCGAUUUUGUUAUUGAUUGCAGUGGUUCUGCAUCAGCUAUAGAAUCUGCUUUUCCUUUACUCAACAAUCGUGGAACCCUUUGCAUUUUUGGAGUCGCUAAUCCUACAGCAACAAUGAAAAUCAAUCCUUUUGAGGUAUACAUGAAAGAAUUAAAAAUUUUUGGAGUCAAAGUCAAUCCAUUUACAUUUCCAAAUGGAUUAUCAUUAGUACAAACUAUGGGAAAUCAAUAUCUUAAUCAUGAAAAAUUGGGUAUUCAUGUUUGUAAAUUAUCUGAAUACGAAGAUGCCAUACAUGCCUUACGUGAAAAACAAAUUACAAAAGUGAUAUUUGAAUUGUGUUAAUGAUUAGAAUAAAUAAAGUAUAUUUAUUAAAAUUAUUGAAUAUUUUAUCUAAAAAUGAUUUUGUUAAAAAUUUUUGGGAGAAAAAUUUUGUCCCAAGCUGGAGGCGUAAAAUAUUUUUUACAUGAAAAAAACGAAUAAAAAAAAACAUAAGUUAACGAGAAAAAUUUGCGGUGAUUUCAGCUUAGAUAAGCCCAGCCUUAAAGUAUGUUCUGAAUUAGAACAUUACAUAGGUUCCACAAUUGUUACACAGAAUCGGUACAGAUUUUAUUGUUUUUAUAGAAGAUUGUGAAACAGCUUAUUUUUUUUGAUGUUGUUAUAAGAUAAAUCAAUCAUUCUUAUUUUUUUUAAUAAAUGCUCUCUUAAACAGAAUCAGUGAAAACUACUGCAAUUCAGUGAAUAUUCACUGAUUGCCAGUGUCAAUGAUAUUACAAAAAGAAUCAGUCAUUGUAUUGGCACUGGAUAUCAGUGAAUAUUCACUGAUUUGCAGUAGUUUUUACCGAUUCAGUUUAAAUACAAUCGAAUUGAUAAUCCAUCACGUUAUAAGCUAUUUGUAUUAUGUAUGUACAAAAUAUAUACAAGAGUAAAAACAAAAAA